CUCAGCCCGCGCUGGUACAUGAAUACUCAUUUCGCGUUAGGGAAUUCCUAUACGUUCUGUUCAUAUCAACAAUCCCAUCAACAACUUCUUGCAUUUCAUGAAUUUUUAGUGAUCAGGAUUCAGGCUAUACCCUAAAUCUUAAAGUGCUGUAAGUUGCAAAGCUUUGCUAUGGCUUUGCCUCACAUGCCAACAACCUACACAACCAGAAAGAAUCCCCAUGAAGCCAUUAUCAUCCGUCGGAGGAAUCAGGAUGAAAUGUUUCGUGACAGUUGGUCAAAAACUGUCAGUUAUUUUCAUGAUCAAGACAUAAAGGCAUCAAAAGAGAACUUCUGGACCUCGAAUAAAUCAUUUAAGGACAGCAUGGAUGCAUUUGGCCAACAGCAAGAACGAGAAAUCCGGGCUCUGCAAUUACAAAGACGCCGCACAAAGUUAGCGGAGAUGCUUCAAAAAGAGAGAGAUCAACUGGAGGCUGAAAUGCACGGCGUUUCAAAACAUAAUUAUAUCCGUUUGAAAGAUAUGAAGGAGAGGACUGAGGAGUUGAAGAGUGCGAGGGAGGAGAAACGUCAGGCUCUCGCUGAGGAGCUUGCUUAUGAACACUUCAAGCAAAAUAAUCCAGAUCUGAGGAGAAUCGAAUCGGACUUGCUCAAGGAACAUGUCAUUGAUAAAUGGGCUGUACAGAAGGAAGAGAAGGAGGCUGUUCUGGCUAAUGCCCGGGAUGCUGAACAGAGGUUCUUGAACGAGUAUGAGAGGAACAGGGUGGAAGCAAUGGAACGCAUGAAGAAGAAGGAAGAAGAGAGGUUGGCUGAGAAGAAGGCACUGCAGGCUGUACUCAAGGACCAGAUGAACGAACUCAAGGAGAGGGAUAAGGAGUCGUCUGCCUUGAAUAAAGAAGAAGAUCGUUUGUUGAAGGAACGACUUGAGCUUGAUAGAAUGGAAGAGGAAAGGAAGAAAGUCGACCAGGCCAGAAAGAGACAGGAAUUUGGAAAAGUGUUACUCAGGCAGCACACAGCCCAACUAAGAAGGAAAUCAAAGAAAAUUCAGGAAGAAUUGGAAGAUGAUCUGAAACUGCUUGCUGCGCUGGCUAAGAAGGAGGAGGAGCAGAAGGUAAUACUGACGAGCAGACGUGAGAAGGCACAUGCAGACGCCAAAUGGAUGAAGCGGGUAGUAGAGGACCAGCUCAAGUUAGAAAAAGCCAGAGAGGCAGAACUCGAUAUGUUAUUCCAGGAGGAAGCAGCACGGUUAUGGGAGAAAAGGGAAGCUGAGUGGGACAAGGAGCGGCAAGCCAGGGAAAGACUCAUGCAUGAGGUGUUUGAAGGUCGCCAGGAGCAGCUUGAUCUCCAGAUGGAUGAGGUUAGGAAAGAGCAGGAGGAGUCAUUAAUGAGGCGUGAAGAGCUACUGAGGGAGAUCGAGGUGGCCAAUCAGCUCACUCAACGGGAUAUUGAGAAGAAGGAGGAAGAGAAGGCUGGAAGGAAGAAAGAGCUAGAGGCACAGAUUACCUCACGACGGACGGAAGCCAUGACUGCUCGAGAACGCUUAGCCAAGGAAUUGGAGGAGGAGAAGAUAGCUGAGGAUGUUUAUGAAGAGAUGUUGAGAAGAGAAGCAGAGAAGAUGAAAAUCGAUGGAUUCCAACCCAAGGACCAUAGUAGAAAACCACCUCGGAGUGCUUGGAUGUGAUCGAUGAAUAAGGAUUAGGAUUUUAACUAACAACUUGCCGUCCACAAAGUUGCUUUUAGGACAUUCCACCAAUUUCUGCUGGGAAAUAUUGAGUCAUAUCAAUAGCAUGAUAAGGAGUGAUCAUGCAUGAUAAGGACUGAUCAUGCUUUCUGAGUGGAAGUUCAUCGACUGCUUUAUCCUCUCGGUAUUUGGCUCCAAAAUGAUUGCUUCACUUUGUUGGGAGCCCUUAUUUUCCUAAAUGAUGUAUUUUAUUCUUCACUUUGCUGAUGUUUUUCUUUAUCCAGUAACAAUAUAUGUUGCUCUGAAUAUUCUGAGUGGACUCGAGUUCUCUCAAACAUAACAAGCUUCCUCUCUAUGGCAAUAUUGUGAACCUGAGAUUUUACAUUUUUUAGUUUCUGUCCAUUUUCCGACGCAUUGUUUUGGCUGGCCGUGACCGUGCUUGGAGAUUGUCAGUGAGUGAAGUUUGCUGAUUACGAUGUUUUAAAGUGACAGGUUUUGAAAAAAUGUCAUGUAGUUGUAAAAUAUAUCAUUUGUCACGACCACUCUGUAUACGUACAUGUAUUUGAUAACUGUUGGUUACGUCAGGGACAUGCAGGAUGUCUCAAAUGGUACAUCUGUUCUGCAUGCAGUGCACAUUGCUGUUUAUGUGUGGAGCAUGCAGGCAUGCACCGACUGCAUAAUAUGCCAAGUACUACAUGCCAGUGUAUCCAACUCAAAUCAGAAAGUUAGCCUUUGUACUGUGUAUGACUCACAAGAGAACCCUGUCUAUUGUAUAUGACGAGUACCACAUCAGCCUCAUUUCAUGUAGACAUGUGUUACACCAAUUGAUUUUACAUGUACAAUAAAUUCACUA
Lineus longissimus is the source of this 2527-nucleotide messenger RNA. RefSeq names its product trichoplein keratin filament-binding protein-like. The transcript has 12 exons. Lineage: Eukaryota; Metazoa; Nemertea; Pilidiophora; Heteronemertea; Lineidae. Gene Ontology annotation, biological process: apoptotic process. Bases 169 to 1674 code for a protein of 501 amino acids. The record is from RefSeq and is a predicted model, not a curated record. Gene Ontology annotation, cellular component: keratin filament.